AAAAACGAAGAUUCGGCAUUUGAAUAGAAGAGAAGCACACUGGCAGUCAAGAUGGAUUACGCUAAAUCGAUCGGUCACAUUGUGAUUGUGUUCCUUCUCUUUGGGACAAUUGAAGCAUCUGAACCAAGGUGUUUGUCACGUUUUGACUACGACGAGAAAAUGCUGCUUAAGUUACUGAGAUUUGAAGACACCAUUGAGAAGUUUAACAGGAAGAUAACCGACAUGAUGAAUACGUUUGAAGAUAACGAAAGAAAGAGGAACAGUGUUACAAAAGAGGCUGCGGAUGAAGCAAAACUAAAAACGAAGCAGAUAAUGGACGAAAUAAAACAAAAUACUUCAAAUGUGUUAAUGAACGACUCGAGAAAUCUUCGAACGCAGAUGCAAGAAGUAGAAACACUGAGGGCUCAGAUGAGAGGAGAAAUGAACAACCUUCAAAGCGCUAUUGCAUUGAACAAAAAAGAAAAUGCUGCUAUAGCGUUCACAGCAUAUGGUCCGGUAGGUUCCCCUGUUCGAUUCGGCACCGUCCUGACCAACAUUGGUGGCCACUAUUAUCAGACUACAGGAAACUUCAACUGCACUGUGCCUGGACUGUACUAUUUCACUUUCCAUUUAGUGAAGUUGCGAUCAAGUACAGUAGAUUCGUGUAGCUGUAACCUCGGCAAAAAUGGUCAGUCUGUUGGAAUAAUGGCAUACAUAGAUCCGGAAGAUUAUUCGUCUACUACAGGAGGUGCAGACGCCGGUAGCUACGGUGUUAGCAGCGGGGCGAACCUACAUCUUAUCAGAGGGGACACAGUCCAACUGGUCUCUUGUUCGGCGGUUGACAAGUUUGAGAACCGGUCUUCGUUCAGUGGGGUUCUCAUCAAGGCUGAUUAGUUGUUUGUCUUUGAGGAUUAUAUGGAGCUGUUGAACGAAUGUAAGAUUGCUACUGAUAAAUUCAAACACAAUUCGUGACGUGGAGAAUUAUUGAAUCAUGGACGUGUUGAUUGUGUGUAGCAGCCUUAUAACCUCUUGUACGUUUUGUAUAUUUUUUAAACGUUGUUUUCUUUGUAUAAACUUUCACAACAUUGCAGCUGCUUUGGUGAUUAGUCAAUGAACUAAAUUAUCGAAAACGUUUGUUGUCUAAAUUACUUUGCACAUGUGACAAAAAUAGCGGUACCACUAGAAAUAUACACAUACAACUUUCAUAGAA
Messenger RNA from Dreissena polymorpha, 1189 nucleotides. RefSeq lists its product as uncharacterized. Gene Ontology annotation, molecular function: protein binding. The transcript has 2 exons. The record is from RefSeq and is a predicted model, not a curated record. Lineage: Eukaryota; Metazoa; Mollusca; Bivalvia; Myida; Dreissenidae. The coding region runs from base 52 to 873 and encodes 273 amino acids.